UUCUUCCAAUUCGGCUGCUGGACGGAUUAUAUCCAUGCAUCUGUCAAGAAGGAAAGGCAGUUUCUCCAGCGCCGACGGAGUAGCCAUGAAGCAUAUCCCGCGCAGGAGCAACAACCUGUCCGUGUUCGUGGUCGUCGGCUCCGUCCUCCUCUUUGCGUUUUUCAUGUACAACGAAGACGUCAAAUCGAUCGCUGAAUUCCCAUUCUCGAGGCAGAAAGCUCGGCAAGAGAACGAUGCAGCGCAGACAUCAAACGACUUGCAGGAGCAGCCGACAUUGGAAGUUCAGCCAAAGGCUAAUGGGGAAGCCCCUCCCAGCAAGAUGAUUUUGAUGCCUCGAUCCGAUGGGGAGGCUAACAGACCCGUGGGGAAGAAAUUUGAUAGAGAAAACGGAGAUGGGGAGCGGGAAGAUAACAGAGACGUCGACGCUGACGAUGGAAAAAUGCAGGAAAUCAAGAAGAUGACGAAGGAGGAGGAGGGUGAGGAAGGGGAGGAAGAGGAGAAGGAGAAGGAAAGGAAGGAAGCAGUACCAGAGGAAGAAGACAUAAUUUACGAUAUACCAAAAGAUUGCGAUCUCUUCGAUGGGGAGUGGGUGUUUGACAACGUAAGCUACCCUUUGUACAGAGAGAGCGAUUGUGAGUUCAUGACAGAACAAGUGACUUGCGUCAGAAAUGGAAGGAAAGACACUCUGUAUCAAAAUUGGAGAUGGCAGCCUCGCAAAUGCUCAAUGCCAAAGUUCAGCGCGAAACUGUUACUGGAGAAGCUGAGGAAGAGGCUCAUGUUUGUGGGAGAUUCGAUCAAUAGAAAUCAAUGGGAAUCAAUGGUUUGCCUUGUCCAAUCCGUCAUACCCCCCGGCAAGAAGAGCUUGACCAAAAAUGGAUCCCUGAACGUGUUCAGAGCAGAGGAAUAUAACGCAACAGUGGAGUUCUACUGGGCGCCUUUCUUGGUGGAAUCCAACUCCGACGACCCAAAGAUGCACAGCAUAUUGAAUCGGAUUAUAAUGCCUGAAUCGAUCGCCAAACACGCAGAAAAUUGGAGGGGAGUUGACGUUUUGAUCUUCAAUACAUAUAUCUGGUGGAUGAACACAUUCAAGAUGAAAGUUCUGCGGGGGUCGUUCCAGAAUGGCUCUACGGAAUACGACGAGAUCGAAAGGCCGGUGGCGUAUGAAAGGGUGCUGAGGACUUGGUCAAAGUGGGUGGAUGCCAAUAUCGACGAGAGAAGAACCAAAGUCUUCUUUUGCACCAUGUCUCCUCUCCACAUUAAGAGCAUGGACUGGUUCAACCCGAACGGAAUCAAGUGUGCGUUGGAGACCACGCCGAUCCCGAAGAACAUCUCAUACUUGGAGGUGGGAACAGACCGGCGACUCUUAGUGGUGGCGACGAAUGUGACCUCCUCGAUGAAGGUUCCGGUGUUCUUUGUGAACUUGACGACCCUGUCCGAGUACCGAAAAGACGCACAUACAUCCGUUUACACGAUCCGGCAAGGCAAGCUUUUGACGGCUGAGCAAAAGGCCGACCCCGAGACUUACGCUGACUGUAUCCAUUGGUGCUUGCCGGGGCUGCCCGAUACUUGGAACGAGUUCAUAUACGCUAAGCUCAUCUCCCGUUCAUAGGAACUACCCAACCACAUAAUUGGUUUUUUUUUCUUUUUUUUUUUGUUUUCUAUAUUUUUUUAGUCUUUGGUUUUGGGGAUUUUGUAAUAUGGUUUGUCUCCUUUGGACUGCUACGGUAAAGGUAGCUAGCAAAGCAGGAGCUGUCUUUAUUUUAUCAGUCUGAGUGUCUCACCAGCUGUGUUUUUCAUGUUUUAUUCAUUUGAUUAAUGACAAACUUUUAGCUCUCA
Nymphaea colorata (pocket water lily) is the source of this 1836-nucleotide messenger RNA. Its product is annotated as xylan O-acetyltransferase 1-like. Gene Ontology annotation, molecular function: O-acetyltransferase activity. Lineage: Eukaryota; Viridiplantae; Streptophyta; Magnoliopsida; Nymphaeales; Nymphaeaceae. The record is from RefSeq and is a predicted model, not a curated record. Gene Ontology annotation, cellular component: Golgi apparatus.